GGUGAAGAGGGGGAGCCAAAGGCCCUGUAUUUAACCACAAGGCCACCUCUCAGGAAAUCCACCUGGGAUUUCUUUUUCUUCAUGCAGAAAAAAAAAAAAAAAAUCCAGGAUUGGCAUUUAAAACAAAUUCGGUCCAUUUGUAUAGGCUAGGUUUGCAUACAUUUGACUUCUGGCUGAGGGGAGCAAUCCUGGAUAACAAGGUUAAACACUUUGAAUGUCUGAAUACUAGGGCCGGCAGGUGUCCACUUAAAGCCUAGUCUCAGGCUUACUUAAUGGGGUUUACCAAGUUCUGUAAGUCUCUGGAGGCACUGGUACAACCAGCAGUUUGUAAGUUCCUCCUGUGACAUCGGUAGGGGAUGGCUUCAGCCCAGGACUUCACAGCCAGCCUGGACAGCAGAGCAAGAGACCACCUCAAAAACAAACAAACAAACAAACAAAAAACAAGAAAGCCAUCAGCUCCCUGAUAGUACACCUGAUCUUCAGUGUCCGGGUCUUCCCUCUCCUCCCUGAAAAAUGUCAGGGCUCCCUUCCCCAGCCCGGUGAAGCCAAGAACACCAGGGCAAGGGCAGAAACCACAACCGUCCAGGGGAGAGGUCUCAGGGGGCCACCUGGUUUGCAUCCAUGUCCUGGCCCUGCCCAGUUCCUGAGAGAGACCACAGCCGGAAAGCCAACCGCCUUUCUACAGCGGGACUCCAGUCCCACCCCUCCCAGGGCCCUGAAGUUAGGGAGCAUCUGAGCAUUGUCACUCACUGUAUUUAAGCAGCCAGCCUUGUCAGAAGUGUGCUCAGCCAUGCUGGGCAAAGUGGCAUCUGGCCAGCAUGUUUUCCUGGGCAGCUUCCCUGGUCAGCCUGCAGCUCCCCAUUGUUUAUUGUUGGGCCUUCAGCUGCUACAAGACAGAGUCCUCUCCUGGCUUCAGCCUCCCAGGGGAUUACCUCCUUGCAGGCCUGUUCGCUCUCCAUGCGGACUGUCUGCAGGUGAGACACAGACCCCAGGUGACACGCUGUGACAGACCUGGCAGCUUCAAUGGCCAUGGCUACCACCUCUUCCAGGCCAUGCGGUUCAGCAUUGAGGAGAUAAAUAAUUCCACAGCCUUGCUUCCCAACAUCUCCCUGGGAUAUGAGCUGUAUGAUGUGUGCUCAGAGUCUGCCAAUGUGUAUGCCACACUGAGGGUGCUUGCCCAGCACGGGACUGACCACAUAGAGAUGCAGAGAGAUCUUCACAACUAUUCCUCCAAGGUGGUGGCACUUAUUGGUCCUGACAACACUGACCACGCUGUCACUACUGCUGCCCUGCUGGGCCCCUUUCUGAUGCCCCUGAUCAGCUACGAGGCCAGCAGUAUGAUGCUCAGUGAAAAGCGCCAGUUCCCAUCUUUUCUUCGUACCAUCCCUAGCGAUAAGAACCAGGUGGAGGUCAUGGUGCUGCUGCUGCGGAGUUUUGGAUGGGUCUGGAUCUCACUCAUUGGCAGCUAUGGUGAUUAUGGGCAGCUGGGCAUGCAGAUGCUGGAGGAACUGGCCACCCCACAGGGCAUUUGCAUCGCCUUCAAGGACAUAGUGCCUUUUUCUGCCCAAGCGGAUGACCUGAGAAUGCAGCAGAUGAUGCGCCACUUGGCUCAAGCCAGGACCACUGUGAUCGUGGUUUUCUCUAACCGGCACCUGGCUGGAGUGUUCUUCAGGUCUGUGGUGCUGGCCAACCUGACUGGCAAGGUGUGGAUUGCUUCAGAAGACUGGGCCAUCUCCACGUACAUCACCAAUGUGCCUGGGAUCAAGGGCAUUGGGACAGUGCUGGGUGUGGCCAUCCGGCAGAGACUUGUUCCUGGCUUGAAGGAGUUUGAAGAGUCUUAUGUCAGGGCACUAAAGGGUGGCCCCAGGUCUUGCCCAGAGGGCUCCUGGUGCAGCACUAACCAGCUGUGCCGAGAAUGCCAUGCUUUCACAACACAGAGCAUGCCCAUGCUUGGUGCCUUCUCAAUGAGUGCUGCCUACAAUGUGUACCAGGCUGUGUAUGCUGUGGCCCAUGGCCUCCAUCAGCUCCUGGGAUGUACCUCUGAGACCUGUGCCAGGGGCCCAGUCUACCCCUGGCAGCUUCUGCAGCAGAUCUACAAGGUGAAUUUCCUUCUACAUAAGGAUACUGUGGCAUUCGAUGACAGCGGGGAUCCUCUAGGUGACUAUAACAUCAUCGCCUGGGACUGGAAUGGGCCUGAAUGGACCUUCCAGGUCAUUGGCUCUGCCUCGUUGUCUCCAGUUCAGCUAGAUAUAAAUAAGACGAAAAUCCAGUGGCAUGGGAAGAACAAUCAGGCACCUACGUCUGUGUGUACCAGCGACUGUCUUGAGGGGCACCACAGAGUGGUUGUGGGCUCCCACCACUGUUGCUUCGAGUGCAUGCCCUGUGAGGCUGGGACCUUUCUCAACAAGAGUGAUCUUCACAUCUGCCAGCCUUGUGGAAAAGAGGAAUGGGCACCCGAGGGCAGCACCGCCUGCUUCUCACGCACCGUGGUGUUCUUGGCUUGGCAGGACCCCAUCUCUCUGGCGCUGUUAACAGCUAACACACUGUUGCUGCUGCUGCUGUUUGGGACCACUGGCCUGUUUGCAAGGCAUCUUCACACGCCUGUUGUGAGGUCAGCUGGGGGCAGGCUGUGCUUCCUCAUGCUGGGUUCCCUGGCUGCAGGGAGUUGCAGCUUCUACGGCUUCUUCGGGGAGCCCACGGUGCCCACAUGCUUACUGCGCCAGCCCCUCUUUUCUCUCGGUUUUGCCGUCUUCCUCUCCUGCCUGACAGUCCGCUCCUUCCAACUGGUCAUCAUCUUCAAGUUUUCCACCAAGGUACCCACAUUCUACCACACCUGGGCCCAAAACCACGGUGCCAGUCUGUUUGUCAUUGUGAGCUCCACGGUCCACUUGCUCAUCUGUCUCACGUGGCUUGCAAUGUGGACUCCACUGCCCACCAAGGAAUACCAGCUCUUCCCCCAUCUGGUGAUUCUUGAGUGCACAGAGGUCAACUCUGUGGGCUUCCUGCUGGCGUUCACCCACAAUAUCCUCCUCUCCAUCAGCACCUUCGCCUGCAGCUACCUGGGUAAGGAACUGCCAGAGAACUAUAACGAAGCCAAAUGUGUCACGUUCAGCCUGCUCCUCAACUUCGUAUCCUGGAUCGCCUUCUUCACCAUGACCAGUAUUUACCAGGGCAGCUACUUGCCCGCGGUCUAUGUGAUGGCGGGGCUGACCACUCUGAGUGGCGGCUUCAGCGGUUACUUCCUCCCCAAGUGCUAUGUGAUUCUCUGCCGACCGGAUCUCAACAAUACAGAACACUUUCAGGCCUCCAUUCUGGACUACACGAGGCGUAGCGGCUCUACCUGAUCCGCCGGGACUGUUGGGGAGGGGCAGACCGGAAGCCUCUUUUGUCCUGAAGGUGGUAGAUCCAGCGGGGCUGAGGGUCUGAGGUGUCUUGGAGAGCUCAGCCAUGGCUUGCGAUUUAUAAGUGCACAGAAGAAUCCAGCCUAAUAAAGACGUGAAUUGUG
Peromyscus leucopus (white-footed mouse) is the source of this 3505-nucleotide messenger RNA. It is a transcript of the gene Tas1r1, whose product is annotated as taste 1 receptor member 1. Gene Ontology annotation, biological process: G protein-coupled receptor signaling pathway; sensory perception of umami taste. Gene Ontology annotation, cellular component: membrane. The coding region runs from base 819 to 3344 and encodes 841 amino acids. Gene Ontology annotation, molecular function: G protein-coupled receptor activity. The transcript is spliced from 6 exons. NCBI's taxonomy places the organism in Eukaryota, Metazoa, Chordata, Mammalia, Rodentia, Cricetidae. The record is from RefSeq and is a predicted model, not a curated record.